UCUUUAAUUUUAUUUUUUAACUUUGAUAAAAUGUACUGCAUGCGAUACUUUGUUCCAUUACUACUGUUACCAUUUCCCGAUGCGCCGCCUAUUUUUGUCAUCUUGUUUCUAGUGUCUUUCUUUUUACAUCAGAAGCCUUGUAUUUAUUGCACGUUGCUGUUGAUCGCCUUGUUCUCAUCGACGUGCUAUUGGGGACAAGGACGGUGCUGGAUCGAUUUGCAUCAAUCACGGUUGUUUGACGUACGGCAAGAUUCGAAUGCGACGUUUGGACAGGGCGACGGGUGGUGGAACUAUAAGGUGACGUUACCUAUAGGCCAAUUGAACGCAUAAACUAUCAUUUGUCAGCUAUACCCCCCCCCUUAUUCUUUCUGGGGCGCACACACCAAUCCACAGCACACACAUAAGCAUUCAGCACGCAUUUAAUCGAACUUGUCCAUUUCAGCAACACCUUGUUCCUUGUACAUAAAAAGGCUCUUUUUUUUUCACACUAUGGCAAUAAAACAAAGAAAAAACCCAUAUGGUAACACAAGACAACAGUCGUGUAGUUGGGGU
Messenger RNA from Zychaea mexicana, 552 nucleotides. RefSeq lists its product as uncharacterized. The record is from RefSeq and is a predicted model, not a curated record. The coding region runs from base 31 to 330 and encodes 99 amino acids. The transcript has 2 exons. NCBI's taxonomy places the organism in Eukaryota, Fungi, Mucoromycota, Mucoromycetes, Mucorales, Lichtheimiaceae.